Hyaloscypha bicolor E is the source of this 1363-nucleotide messenger RNA. RefSeq lists its product as uncharacterized. NCBI's taxonomy places the organism in Eukaryota, Fungi, Ascomycota, Leotiomycetes, Helotiales, Hyaloscyphaceae. The transcript has 3 exons. The record is from RefSeq and is a predicted model, not a curated record. The coding region runs from base 79 to 1236 and encodes 385 amino acids.
GCUUCAUCAAGCCAGAGAGGCGUGUCUCCUUCGAGCAACCCCUACCUUUGAGCCAUUCCAACAACAAUUUCGUCCAAUAUGAAGAUUUCUCAUAUAUUUUUCCUUAGCUCAGUCGCUAUCCCGGGGCUAGCUUUAGUUCUCGGGACAAAGGCACCAGAACCAAGGAGCUUAGGCACUGAUUUGAAAUCUACGUUUGCCACACGAAACCUGGAAGCCCCAGAUAGAGCACUACAGAAGCGUUCGAGUAUUCAAUACGAUAAAUAUCUACCAGAGCUCCCAGCUGAGUGGCCUAACAUAACUGCUGUAGCGGAGUGGAGGAGCAGCAGUAAAAGCAGGGACUUGGCAAUUCGGCCCCGCGGCGAUGUGGCAACCCGAGACGACCCGGGUGAUUUCGCAAGAUAUCUUUUUAUGGGGCUGAAGAUCUACGCCGUCGCCAACGCCCCAGUGACCUGGUUCGGCCUAAUCUCGUCUUGCCAGCAAUUUACUCAACAAACUGGGAAUGGCUUCCAAUGCGUUUUUGGCGCUAUUGCUCAAGUUAUCGCGGUUGCGACCCUUGCUUAUCAGGGAGCCAUAUGGCGCGGCCAGCUUGCGACCGCGCUGAGAAACAACGGCUGGCACGUCCCGGGAAUCAAUAAGCGGGAUGAGUGGGCUAGUAUUAUGGCUCGUGACUUGUCGGAUGGACUCAACACCGAGGUUCGGCAUCUCGGGACGUGGGAUGGGAUCGAGACUCAUCAGAAGCGAGACUCUGGGCCUGCUGUGCCCCGGGAGGUGUUUGGAGUCAAGAGCGGUGGCCAAGAUUUCCACUUCACGUAUAUGGGACGUGAUGCUGAGGGCAAGGAUUCCUUUAAGCUCGGCCUUGGUGAUGGCGGCUUCCCGCCAAAUAACAAAGAGCGCCGACAGAGUCAAGUCACCGACAACAACUUCUACUUCAGUACGGGUGGCAUUGAUUUCGCGGCCCAAUCCGUGGAGAGCUCGACGUCCACCGAAUGGUCCUGGGGGUCGACCUCCGACGCCAUUGAGUUUGGCGACAUUUACAAGUCGGUCAAUUGCUACCUCGGUCUUUUCAACUUUGCGUUCGAUUUCGAGAACGCAAUUGCUUUCCAGGUUUACGACUCCCAUCAAGACUAUACUCUGUCCGCGGGUAUCAUGUCCCCUUUCUCUGCUAGCCAGGAAUCUGCCAUCCGGUCCAUGUCAAUCCAAGGUGGAAUUGGUACUAACUCAUGUGGGGCCUUCUGAUUAAAACGCCAGGUUCAAUAAUAUCAGGUCUAAAUCAAGGGCCUAUCAGGAAAGGUGUUACGAAUCAUGUGACUGUGAGACCUUAGGCUCAGUUCCUGCUUUCAGGGACAGUAGAACUCACUGGAGG